This is a messenger RNA of Miscanthus lutarioriparius, 378 nucleotides long. Lineage: Eukaryota; Viridiplantae; Streptophyta; Magnoliopsida; Poales; Poaceae. The record is from the annotation of a GenBank genome assembly.
AUGGCGACCUCCACUGAAGCUCUCUCAGCGUCGAUGGAGAAGAUGGCAACUCAGUUCGAGGGGUUCCAGACAAUGAUGAAGCAGACGCUGGAAACCUUGAGCGGCGUUGGUGCGUGGCAGGCCACUGCUGACGAGGCGCUCGAGCAUUUGCGUCAGAGAGCUAAUGCCGCGGUGACCUCCAUCGGUGAUGUCUCAUCUUACAUCUUAGGUCACGCAAGCGACUGCGCGUCUGGAUACUCUGGAGAUGCAAGCGCGAGCAGGACCAAGCGUGCUCGAGCCGCUGCGGGGAUCUCUACCACGUCCGCCUUCACCUCCGCUACCUCGACCGCACUGGUUCGACCUCAACCUAGCUCCCGGAACAUAUGCAAUCAGUAUUAG